Messenger RNA from Syngnathoides biaculeatus (alligator pipefish), 3218 nucleotides. It is a transcript of the gene tap1, whose product is annotated as transporter 1, ATP-binding cassette, sub-family B (MDR/TAP). The transcript has 14 exons. Gene Ontology annotation, cellular component: membrane. Lineage: Eukaryota; Metazoa; Chordata; Actinopteri; Syngnathiformes; Syngnathidae. Bases 133 to 2748 code for a protein of 871 amino acids. Gene Ontology annotation, biological process: transmembrane transport. The record is from RefSeq and is a predicted model, not a curated record. Gene Ontology annotation, molecular function: ATP binding; ATP hydrolysis activity; ABC-type oligopeptide transporter activity.
CCGGUUUCCUCCUCUUCUUUGUCUUCGACAAUAUCUUUUAAGUGCAGACCCACAAAAAUUCUUAAGAAAACCCUCUUGAAAGUGCACCAUUUUACUUUGAAGGUUUACUUCGACUGCUACCAAAUUUGAUGUAUGUUUAGGAAAACGGCGUUCCACGUUACUUUCGACUUCCUGUUUCCCGGCGCCGUUCCCUUCCUGCUCGUCACGGUUCCCUAUUUCGUCCUGGACUCCUCGAAUGGCGACGACGGCUUUCAGCUCGGGCAGCGCCGGAUGAGCCGCGAGGUAGGCGGCGGAGCUGCGGGAAGUGACAGCCCGCAGGAAGCUGGCCGCUUCGGUGGCGUGAGGAAAGCAGGUCGCGGGCUGGCGGGAGCAUGGACGGUUGUCCACUUGGAGAAAAACAAGGGAUCUGGAGAUGGCACUCGGGCUCGACGCACUCCCUGUCACAUGACCCGUCCCGAAACUUGUCUUUGCACUUUCUGCUGGCGGGACACUGACCCCAGGGGUCGCUGGACGCCACUGCGGGCACACAAAAAUUCGACAUAUGAUAUGUCGAGAGCGAGCACCUUUUUCUUCCCGUUGCUGUUUACGUGUGUGGACGUGUGCAUCCUGAGGGGCUUGCGUUCCCUGCAGCUCUCGCCACACUUCUCCAUUCCAUGCCCGCCGCUCACCGCCAUGUGGACGGGAGAGCUGAUCCGGGCUGUCCUCCUCCUCCUCCUCCUCUUGUUGCUCCCGCCCAGAGGUCCCUCGUGGGCCGGGGGGUUCGGAAGUCUCCAGAGCGUCCUGGUCCUGUGCUUGCACCUCCCGGUUUACGUGACGCUUCUCCGCGCUCUGGGCUGGGGAGCGGAGGAGGAGAUGUGGGCGUGGCACUCCUGGGAAAGGGUUUUUCAGGGCUACCUGGUGAUGGUGGUGUCGUGGAUCUACUGGACUCAGUACGUCCAGUCUAUGGUGCUGUCUUUGUCUCACUUUGUGAUGUCUGCGUGGAGGCCGAGCUGCAAAGACCAGAAGCCUAAAAACGGCACCACCUCAUCUCUGAGGAGAUUGCUUGGAUUCAUGCGGCCUCACCUUGGCUACUUUGCGGUCGUGUUGCUUCUCGUGGGGCUCUCUUCCUUCUGUGAAAUGGCGGUCCCCCUGUACAUGGGUCAGAUUACAGACUGGAUCCAGAACCAGGAGAAGCCUGACGUUUUCACAGAGGCCAUCACAAUGAUUGCAGUCAUGACACUUGUCAGUGGGGUGUUGGAGUUCAUCGGGGACCUGAUGUACAACGCUACCAUGAGUCACAUUCACACGGCGGUGCAGGGAGAUGUGUUGCAGGCCAUACUCAACCAGGAGAUCGCUUUCUUUGACGCCACCCCCACAGGUGAGCUGGUGUCUCGCAUCACCACGGAUACCAACACCAUGAGCGAGGCGCUGAGCGAGAAGCUGAGCCUCCUCAUGUGGUACACGGGCCGCGUGGUCUUCCUCUUCUACUUCAUGGUCAAGCAGUCCUGGAAAAUGUCCCUGCUCACGUCCUUGGGGUUGCCCGUCAUUUGGGUUGUGCCGAAGUUAACCGCACACUUCCACCAGGCAUUAUCAGUGAAGGUUCAAGAGUCUUUGGCAAAGGCCAACCAGGUGGCCACAGAAACCUUCUCCUGCAUCAAGACUGUGAAGAGUUUUGCCAAUGAGGACGGCGAGACGGAACGCUACACGCGGUGCAUGGAGGAAUUGUACGCCCUGAACAAGAUGGAAUCGGUGAUGUACGCCGCCACCACUUCGGCCAACAGCCUGACCACUCUGGUCAUGAAGGUGUGCAUUCUGUACUACGGAGGCGUGAUGGUGACCCGGGGGGCGAUCAGCAGCGGGGAGCUCGUCGCCUUUGUUCUCUACGAGCUUCAAUUUGCUUCUGUUGUGGAUGCCUUAAUGCAAUCCUACCCGGAGGUGAAGAAGGCCAUCGGUGGCUCUGAGAAGAUCUUUGAAUAUCUGGACCGAAAACCUCAGGUACCCCCUGAAGGAACCUUGGCCCCAGAACACCUGAUGGGACACGUUCAGUUCAAAAACGUCACGUUUUCCUACUCCGGCAACAACGACCCCGACAGCGUUAUACUCAAGGGCGUGUCCCUGGAGAUAAAACCGGGGAAGAUCACUGCACUGGUGGGGCUCAACAGAGCUGGGAAGUCCACCUGCGUCAGGCUACUGGAAAGGUUUUAUCAGCCCCGAGGUGGACAAAUCCUCCUGGAUGGGAAGCCCCUGGACAGUUACAAAGAUGCUUAUCUUCGGCAGAAGAUCUCGGUGGUAAGCCAGGACUGUGCGCUGUUUGCCCGAUCUGUGCGGGAGAACAUCAAGUACGGCUGCUCGGACGCCAGCGACGAGGACAUGCACGAGGCCGCCCGGUUGGCCAGCGCCCACGACUUCAUCACGGGACUCUCCAAGGACUACGACACAGAUGCCGGUGAGAAAGGGGGACAGCUCUCUGGUGGCCAGAAGCAACGCAUCGCCAUCGCCCGAGCUUUAAUCAGGCGACCCACCGUCUUGGUCCUCGACAACGCAACCAGCGACUUGGACACUGAAAAUGAACAUCAGGUCUUCCAAGCUUUACUGAGCCAGGACCUCAACAGUUUCUCCGUGCUCCUGAUCUCCAACAAGAUGAGCGUUGUGGAGAAGGCCGACCACAUCGUCGUCCUCCACCAGGGUGCGGUCGUGGCGGAGGGCCGCCACCACCAGCUGUUGGAAAGGAGCGAGCUUUAUGCCCGACUGGUGAAAAAGGGGGCAUAAUGCAGAUGCUGCAAGUGGAGCGCAGACCUUUUUAAACUAUAUACUGUAAAUUGUAUUUUAAUUCCAUCCAUAUAUGUUGACGCUGCAUCAUCAGCCUAUUUACCAUUUUAUUAUUGAGUAUGCAUUGUUUGGAUGGAUAAGCUUCCAACUCCGCCAUCUUGUGUGUCAUAGAGGUCAGAGAACACGGGUGAGAGGUUGAAGUUUUUUUUUCUAUUGUAAAUUUAUUCUAUUGGUCUCAGGACUGUGGUGACUAUCCGUAAGUGUGUCUGUGAAUGGCCCCCUCUCUCUACUUGUUUUAUUCACUUUUACACAGAAAUUGUCUUUUUUAAACCCUAAACAUCUUUUUUGUGAUGUUUUUUUCUGUUAUCAAAUUCAUUGUCCUUUGGCGUGUGGGUCCACAUCCCUUUCGACUGAUCUCACCAGCCACUUUAAUGAAAACAAACGCUUAAUAAAUAAAUGCAUUUAUUUUA